This is a messenger RNA of Knipowitschia caucasica, 1104 nucleotides long. The record is from the annotation of a GenBank genome assembly. NCBI's taxonomy places the organism in Eukaryota, Metazoa, Chordata, Actinopteri, Gobiiformes, Gobiidae.
AUGUAUCUACUGCCUUCUCCAAUAGACCCCAAGCCACACAUAUUGAUAGGUCCUCCACCUGGUCUGGAGGGCCCCCUGGCGGUCAACACCCGUCUGCAGAAUGGCCACAGGUUGUUCACAGGAAAACUCCAUGGGCCUGAAUCAUUCACAGCUGAUGAGCAAGGUAAUGUGUACACUGGCACUGUUGAUGGAAAACUGUGGAAGAUUGGUCCUGAUGACAGCCUGACGUUUAUCACUCAAAUGGGACAAAAUCUACAAGAAUGUGGCAGCUCUUUUGACCUGGAGCCUCUGUGUGGCCGUCCUCAUGGCGUUCGCAUGAAUCGUGACGGUCAGCUGAUUGUUGCAGAUUCAUAUUUAGGGCUCUUCAGUGUGAACCCUCAGAGUGGAGAGAAGACUCUGCUCUUGUCCAACUCACAAGGUGCAAAGGGUGUUCCUUUUGCGUUUUUAAAUGGCCUAGCGAUUUCCUCUAAAACUGGUAUUCUUUAUUUCACUGAUUCGUCGAGUCGCUGGGGCCGCAGACAUGUCAAACUAGAGGUGAUUGAACUGAACAGUCUCGGUCGGCUGCUGUCCUUUGAUCCUCAAACGGGACAGGUACAGGUCCUGCUUGAGUCCCUGUACAUGCCCAAUGGGAUCGCUCUGUCUCCAGAAGAGGACUUCCUGCUGUUCGCAGAGACCAGCAUUGGACGCAUCAUGAGAUACUGGCUGACAGGGGCCCACGCUGGUACCAAGGAGGUGGUAAUGGAUAACAUGAUUGGUUACCCCGACAAUAUCCGCCUCAGCGAUUAUGGGACAUUCCUGGUUGGCAUAACAACUCCUCGCUUCCGGAAAUUCAUGCCUCCCUUCCUGGACCUGAUUGCUCCAUACCCCGCCGUCAAGCGAUUCCUGGCAAAAGUAAUUCCUUUGAGCUGGUAUAAUCUUCUGCUUCCCCGCUAUGCUCUUGUCCUGGAGCUGGGAGCGGAUGGGAAUAUUUUGAGAACUCACCACGAUCCCGAGGGCAGACUGACGUGGAGCAUCAGUGACGUUUUUCAGCACCGGGGAAGAAUGUACCUUGGAAACACUGAGCUGCCCUUUCUGCCUGUGCUGAACUCAUGGGAGCACAGCUGA